AUGUCUGCCCCAUUGAAUGGGUUCAGAUCUGUGCCAGCAGGGCUGCUGAAGGAUGGAGCACCAGUGUUGAUCGCAGAUGGCAUCCCGAGUGGCAUAUCUGUGGGCUGCCAGCUUGCUUUGCUCCUCUGCAUCUCUAGAGACACGCUCACGUGUUCUCAUGACUCCAGCAUGACUGUGGUGCUCCUGGGUCUGGCACAUGUCACUGGAUUUCCUGGGGCAUCUUCAACCCAACAUGAGGCCAAUGAGCUCCAGUUCCCCUCUCCUUGGUUACAGAGGACCCUUUUUGCUUUAUGUGUGCUUGAACAGAUUGUUAUUGUUAAUGUUCAGUUUUCUCCUGUCAUUGCAGAUCUCGUCAUUAGAGUGGCAAAGGAUAAAUUCGGAGCCAUACAAUCCGAGUACCAGAAGCCAGAAAACAUUGUUCUGACGCUACAGGUGAUUUACUAUGAGCUUGGUUUUGUGGUGUGCGCGGCACUGGGCCUGCUGUUCACCGUGCUGCUACCGCUGGUGGGGCUUCUGUUUUGUUUGUGCCGCUGCUGUGAUAACUGCGGAGGAGAGAUGCACCAGAGACAGCGGAAGAACGCAGACUGCCUUAGAGGACUGCUGACCACACUGUUACUCACCACCACCUUCAUUAUCACGGCAGGGGUCCUUUGUGCGUAUGCAGCCAAUCAGAACCUGAGUUCUCAGCUGAAGAGCAUGAGGAGGUUGGUGAAGAGUAACCUGAAAGACCUGCACACCUUCGCCAAUCAGACCCCAGCACAAAUUGAUUACCUGAUCUCCAAGUAUGACACCGUGAAGCAACAUGUGCUGCAUGACCUGGAGAAUGUAGGUGUGAUCUUGGGUGGAAGGAUACAUGAGGAGUUGGGAAAAGACGUGCAGCCCGCCCUCAACGGGGUUCUCAGCAUGACUGGAAUUAAAGUGGAGAAAGCCAUUAAAGCAAUGCGAGACACUAAGGAUGCUCUAGAGAAUGUGAGUUUGAGCUUGGAGACUUUACAGGAAGGAACAGUCAAACUGCAGGCGAACCUCAGCCUGGUACGUGGCAGCCUUAGCAAUGCCCUCAACGAUCCUGUCUGCACACAUCCACAAUCGUUUGAGAUUUGUCACAACAUACGAAGCACCCUUCCCAAGCUAGAAAUUGCAGCCAACUACUCAUCGUUGACUGAUGUGACCAACCAAUUAGACAAAGUGAAUGAAGUUCUAAAGACAGAUCUUGGUCAGAUUGUGGAAAAGGGCUUUGCAUCAUUCAAUGACACUCCCAACUUGGUGACAGAUCAAACCCGAAAUAUUGUGGAAGGGGUGAAGGUUCUUCUGGACGAUGUUGGAUCAAAUGUCACCACUUUCACCAAGCUCUUCCCGGUUCACAGCACUCUGACCAACUUCACCAAAAUGAUCUCUCACACACACUCGCAGAUCGAGGACAUAUACCCUCAGGUCGAUCAGAUGGAUUUCUACAGGUGGAUCUGUUGUAUCACCCUGUGCUGUAUGGUUGUGCUUAUCCUCACCUUCAAUUUUCUGGGUUUGUUGUGUGGUAUUCUGGGAUUUGACAGGCACGCCACUCCAACCACACGUGGCUGUGUCUCUAACACAGGAGGCAACCUGCUCAUGGCAGGUGUGGGCUUCAGCUUCCUGUUCUCCUGGGUGCUCAUGGGAGUGAUAACAGCUCUGUUCUUGGCGGGUGGGAAUUUAGAAAAGCUUGUGUGCGAACCCUUUCAAACCCGACAGCUGUUUAAGGUGUUAGAUACUCCCAACUUGGUCAACUCUGCUUGGAAAAACUUCAUACCAGGAUACCUGUACAAUGAUCCUGAGUUGGACCUUACAGCAUAUUCUCUCUACAGUAAUUGUAAGGACAACAGAGGGAUUUACUCAGCUCUUCAUAACACCAGCGUUUACUCCAAGGAUGUGUCGAGGAAGUUUGAAGGGAUGAAGGUGGACCUGCGUGGCAUCAUUCUUCUGGAGUCAGAAGGCAAACAGAAUCUCAUCAGCUUCACUGAAACUGGCAUUAAUGAGAUUGACUUUGCUGCCUAUUUGGAGGAGGUUAAUAAAGGAGUGACUCGCAUAGAUCUAGUUGAUUUCGCUAGUCGACUUGAUGCUCAAGCUGAUCAGUUGUCUAAAGGGACCUUGCAGACCUCAUUAAAGGGACACGCUAAUACUAUAAGGCAGAUCCACAUCCAACAAGUCAUCCCACUGGAGAAGUCCAUGAAAUAUGUGAAAGCAAGGAGCACACUUAAUCAGAGCAUCAGACUUCUGGAGAGGACAUCCUCAGACCUGCCUGUCAGAGUUAGAGACGUACUAGCAGCCGUUGAUGCCGCCCAGUACCUAAUUUCCCACAAUGCAACAUUUGUGAUCAAUCAGGAAACCGAGAAAUACAAGCAGACUAUUAUUGGCUAUUUCAAGCAGUAUAUUGACUGGAUCAGAACAUCUCUGGCCUUGGAGGUCGCCACCUGUAAACCACUCAGCAACAUUGUGGACACGGCCGAGAUCCUGGGCUGCAGUUUCCUGCUGGAUUCAAUGAACACAUUCUGGUUUGGAUUGGGCUGUUCCACACUGUUUCUGCUCCCUAGCAUUAUCCUGUCUGUCAAACUUGCCAAGUUCUACCGCAGAAUGGACACAGAGGAUGUCUAUGAUGACAUUGAGACAAUUCCCAUGAAAAAUAUGGAAAUUGGUAUUAAUGGUUAUUAUAAUGAACAUUUAGAAGGUAUCCAAAAUCCUGUAAUGGCAAGCAUCCCUACUUAUGACACUAUGACUCGAUUCCCACGGGCCUCAGCGCCCCCGCGCCACGCCGACUGGUGACUUUGAGGAGGACGGUCUGUCUUGUAACUACAGAAAGUGAUAUUGGAAACUGGAAUUAAACCUUUGUGGAAUACUCUCUCUGUCAACGGCAGACUCAGCUCUUAAGAAAAGGAAACUCACAUACUUGAAGCUGGGACCUGUCCAUGUUCCCAUCACAUCAAGAUGACUCGAAUUCUUGUUGUUUUAACUAUUUUGCACCCUUAUGAUUAUAGUACUGUCUUAUGGACUGUCCCCUCAACGAGCUAUUCUCUGAUGUCACAUCCUGUCAUAGUCAGGGAGGCUUCACAGUAUAUGGCUGUUUUAACUACUACAUGAGUCUUUGUUUACAGUCAUUGAGAAAUCACGUGUGAUGAGCAUAACAAUGCUUCGACUGCUGCAUUCUUAUUUUCUUUGUGUUUCUUUUUUUCUUUUAACACUGUGGAGAAUUCAACAUGUUGCUGAGUCUUGUCCACUGAGCGGCCGAAUGGAUUUUUAUUGAAACAGA
Messenger RNA from Cyprinus carpio (common carp), 3274 nucleotides. RefSeq names its product prominin 1a. Gene Ontology annotation, molecular function: cholesterol binding. The record is from RefSeq and is a predicted model, not a curated record. NCBI's taxonomy places the organism in Eukaryota, Metazoa, Chordata, Actinopteri, Cypriniformes, Cyprinidae. Gene Ontology annotation, cellular component: prominosome; cilium; apical plasma membrane.